GUUUCUCAGAAAGCAACAAAGAGUUCACUUUGAGGUGUAGGUGAAGCGAUUUUCAAUAUUUUGUAGCAGAAUUCUAUUUACAUAAAUGCUAUUUAAGUAAAGUUGCAACGGAGAAAAAUGAUACUAUAUUGGCUGCACAUGGUGGAAAUUAAUUAAUUGUUGAAUUUGGUAUAUGAAAUUUUCAAUCUUUCUGCAGUUAUUUGAUUACGUAGUUGGAAUGCCAUGCAUUGCAAUGGCAUGAAGUUAUGAACUGCUGACUUUCAACUGAGGCAUGGUACUUUUGAUGAUUCGUUGAUUUAUGCAUAAUGGGACAUGUGCAUGACCUUGCAUUAAUUGUUUCUCAGGGAAAUUACUUGAUGGAUUUUGUCUCCAUUCAUAAGAUUUUGUUCCUUACUAGUUACAGAGACUCAUGUAUUUUCCUGUUGGUGUAUAUGCUUUGUAUUAUUGUUUCCUUGUAGCUGCGUGUCCUCAAUUGAUAACAAGAACAGGACAUUCCUGGAGAUUAUAUCAUGAACACUCAGUUAGAGUCUCAGAAAGAUGAGAAUGGGGGGUCAAAGUCACACAAAGAUGAAAAGGAGGGGUUUGAAAAUUUAAAUGGGACUUCAACUGCAAAUGCUGACCCAGCGGAAAGUUUCAGCAGCACAGUUGAAGACAACCAGAUAUUAUCUUUGGUGGAGUGGUUAAACUUUAUCGUCCCUUAUUUAAGAUUGCCAUUGGAUGCUACCGAGGAGGAACUCAGAGCCUGCUUAAUUGAUGGCACUGUUUUAUGCAGAAUUUUAAAUAAGCUGUGUCCUGGUUCAGUUGAAAUGGGAGGGAGUUCGGACCCCGGUUUCGCAAAUGUCAAGAGGUUUCUGGUGGCUGUGGAUGAAUUAGGAUUCCCCCGCUUUGACCUGAUAGACCUAGAGCAGGGAUCUCUGGUACCAGUCUUGCAAUGCCUUGGUGCACUUAAAUCUUCUUUUGACUUUGGUUUUUGGGGAGAGAACAGUAAACACCUAACAAGGACAGGAAGUGAUUUGUUGGAGAUAGAAUCUUUAAAGGGAAUUGAUCGUUCCCGAGGGGAUAUCUCAAAAUUUGGACAACAAUGUACUCAAAAUAGAGAAGAGACACAAGGAAAUUCAGUUGAUUCAACAUCUCAAGUGACAGAUCCAUCAGCUGAUUUAGUACAUCAUAUUGGACAGCAACUGAAGCAGGGGACUUUUGUUGAUUUUUCUGAUGCUAAGAUUUUGGAAUCAAUCAAAUCAACCAGUUUAGAUAAUGCAUCUACUCGAUCACUUUUCAAUGUUGGGCACAAGAUUCUGGAUGACAGUAUUGACAGAAACAAUGGUGAUGUACCUCAUCGUGUAGCAUAUCUUCUGAAAAAAGUCAUGCAAGUGACUGAGCAGCGAUUUGCAAAUCAGGCAGUUAACUUGAGAAUUCAAAACAAUAUAUAUAAGGCCCGUGAGGAGAAGUAUCUAUUGAAAAUAAAAGUACUUGAGACCCUCACUUCUGGGACUGCCGAAGAAAAUGAGGUUGUUCUGAAACAGCUUCAGAAUAUCAAGCUUGAGAAGUUUGAUAUAGAGGAGCAGAAAAAACUUGAGGAGGAGGAUGCAGUGCGAUUAAAGGAAGAGAAGGAUCGCAGGGAUUCACAGAUUUCAACACUGAAACAGGAACUAGAAAUGGCCACAAGUCGACAUGAAAGUUACUGCCACAAGUUAGAGGCAAAUGCAAAAGAAGCUAAACUUCAACUGGAAAGGAAGUUAAAGGAACUCGAGUGCAUACUAACAGAUUCAAAGAAGAACCAGAAAGAACUAGAGGCAUCUUUGGAAAAUGAAUCAAGGAGAUGGAAAAAUAAAGAACGCACUUAUCAAAGCUGCGUAACUUGCCAAUCUCGAGCUUUGCAGGAAUUAAGUGCCACUUUGGAGUCCACUAGACGUGAAAUCUUGAAGACAAAAGGCAGUUAUUCCGAAGAAUUUAAUUACUUGGGUUUGAAGCUUAAAGAACUAACAGAUGCUGCUGAAAAGUAUCAUGCUGUUCUCGAUGAAAAUCGGAAAUUGUAUAAUGAGGUUCAGGAUUUGAAAGGUAAUAUUAGAGUUUACUGUCGAAUAAGACCAUUUCUUCGGGGUCAAAGCCAAAGGGAAACCACCAUAGAAUAUAUUGGUGAAAAUGGUGAUCUAGUUAUCGCAAAUCCCUCUAAACAAGGAAAAGACAGCCGCAGGCUGUUUAAAUUUAACAAAGUAUUUGGUCCUGCAGCUACACAAGCGGACGUAUUUUUAGACACCCAACCAUUGAUUCGUUCUGUCCUUGAUGGAUACAAUGUUUGUAUAUUUGCCUAUGGUCAAACUGGUUCAGGAAAGACCUAUACGAUGUCUGGGCCUAGUGUAUCCUCAACAGAUGACUGGGGUAUCAACUAUCGAGCAUUAAAUGAUCUUUUCCAAAUAUCUCAGAGCAGGAAAAGCUCCAUAGCUUAUGAAGUUGGUGUUCAAAUGGUAGAGAUAUAUAAUGAACAAGUUCGUGAUCUACUCUCAAGUGAGGGUCCUCAAAAAAGACUUGGGAUUUGGAAUACUACCCAGCCAAAUGGGUUAGCUGUCCCUGAAGCAAGCAUGCAUCCUGUUAACUCAACUGCAGAUGUCCUAAAGUUAAUGAAUAUUGGGUUGAUGAACCGGGCAGUCGGUGCUACUGCCCUAAAUGAAAGAAGUAGCCGAUCUCAUAGUGUUUUGACUGUUCACGUUUGUGGAGUGGACCUGAAGUCUGACACUUCUCUGCGUGGUAGUCUACAUCUCGUGGAUCUUGCCGGAAGCGAACGAGUGGAUCGAUCUGAAGCUACUGGAGAUAGGCUUAGGGAGGCACAGCAUAUAAACAAGUCACUGUCUGCUCUCGGGGAUGUGAUUUUUGCUCUUGCACAGAAGUCUUCACAUGUACCGUAUAGAAACAGCAAAUUAACUCAAGUGCUUCAGAGUUCUUUAGGUGGUCAAGCAAAGACACUCAUGUUUGUACAGCUGAAUCCGGAUGUUGAAUCCUUCGCUCAGACUAUAAGUACACUGAAGUUUGCAGAGAGGGUUUCUGGUGUUGAAUUAGGUGCUGCCCGGAGCAACAAAGAGGGAAGAUAUGUAAGAGAACUUAUGGAGCAGGUGGCUUCCUUCAGGGACACAAUUGCUAAGAAAGAUGAGGAGAUUGAACGAUUGCUGAGGGUCAAUAGUAAUGGGUUACACCGUGGCAUGAGCUCACUAAGAUAUGCGUCUUCCUCUCCAAGAAGACAUUCAAUUGGGUCUCCUCGACUGAGCCAAAAGAGCCCAGGUAGAAGAGGCUCAGGAUAUUAUAGUGAUAAGCGUUCUGAAGUUAGUUCUCAGCUUUCAACAGAUGACUUUAGAAAUCGUAGGGAAGAUUUUCCUCGGUCAAAGAACGGAGGAGAGGCAAAUGAUUCUGAAGGUAGUUCUCAGUCAAUGGAUGACUUUAGACAUCAUAAGGAACAUAUGCCACAGUCAAAGCAUGAAGGUGAGGCAAAGCAUUCUGAAGAUAGUUCGCAGCAGUCAGCAGACAACUUUAGAGAUAAUAAGGAGCAUUCACCUCGGUUAAAGCAAAGAGGUGAGACAAAGAAUUCUGAAGCUGGUUCUGAUAAGUCACUAGAUGACUUUAGAAAUCACAAGGGCCAUUCAACUCAACCAAAGUAUGGAGGUGGAGGAAAGCAUUCUGAAGGUAGUUCUGAGCAGUCAAUAGAUGACUUUAGACAUCAUAAGGAACACUCGACUCAACAAAAGCGUGGAGAUGAGUCAAGUCAAAACAUCACCGAAGAUUUUGAGCUCGUGGGCUUUGGUGAGGAAGAUUCUGGGGAGAGAUUAAGCGACAUAUCUGAUGGUGGUCUCUCAAUGGGAACAGAAACUGAGGGUUCCAUGGCCAGUUUUAUGGAGUUUACUCUUUUCCCUGAUGUUACAAAACCAACAGAAAGUACAAAUGCUGGAAAUACAGAAGUCAUGAAAACUCAAACUGAGAAUGCUCAAGGCGAAAAGACACCAUCCCAGCGCACAGUAAGGUUUGCACCAUCUAAACUUCCAAAGCCAUCACCUAAGUUGGCAGAAACAAAAGCUACUCGGACGUCGGUGAUCAGAAGUUCCUCAAAGGUUUUGCCAAGUCCUUGGAAAUCUACCGCCGGCAGCAGCUCGUCAGUGAGGUCUUCCAAACGCUGGCAUUAAAAACUCACUGUACUAAUGCGAUUUUAAUACUGCUCCUCCUAUUAGGCUAUUAGUAGUUUCCAUGUGUCUUUAUAUUGAAAAAAUGGCAACUGGAGACUUCAGACUUUGACCUUGUACUUUAUGUUCUAAACAAUCAAUGGUAUAAAAACCUUCGAUUUUUGAGAUC
This is a messenger RNA of Pyrus x bretschneideri (Chinese white pear), 4332 nucleotides long. Its product is annotated as kinesin-like protein KIN-14J. The transcript is spliced from 21 exons. Lineage: Eukaryota; Viridiplantae; Streptophyta; Magnoliopsida; Rosales; Rosaceae. The coding region runs from base 510 to 4166 and encodes 1218 amino acids. Gene Ontology annotation, molecular function: microtubule motor activity; microtubule binding; ATP binding. Gene Ontology annotation, biological process: microtubule-based movement. The record is from RefSeq and is a predicted model, not a curated record.